CCUGAGAGGAGGGGACAAGCAGAGCGGAGGGGAGACCCGCCACCUCCCUCCUUCUCUUGCUCCCUCCUGGGCUGCGGCUGCUGCAACGGCGGCGACGGCUGCGGUGGCGGCGGCAGCCGGAGCAGUCUGGAAGCCGGCGUCCAGGAUUUGCUGCUGUCUCUGCUGCUCCAUCCUCCUCUCAGAGGCCCUCUCCCCUCUCCCAUCUCAAGAUGGCAGCCAGCAGCUCUGAGGUCUCUGGGAUGAAGGGGACAGAGGAGGGUCUCCAGACCCAGGGAGAAGGACCUGGCCAUUCUGAGGCCAAAACUGGCCCUCUCCAGGUCCCAGCUGGGGUCCCAGAUGAGCCAGAGGCCCUGCAGCCAGGUCCAGACAUCACUGGGGCCCCUAUGGACUCAGAGCCCAAAGCUGAGAUGGCUCCAGAAAUCACAGAGAUCCCAACAGGGGCCCCAGAAACAGCCCAGGCCAAAGACCUCAGCCCAAGCUCAGGAGGGGAACCAAAGGUCAACUCCAGUCCCAAAAAAGCAUGCCAAGAGCCAGCAUCCCAGCCAGAAGUGAGCAAAGAGGUAACUGCAGACCAGGGGACCAACCUGGAGUCUGCAGGCCUGUUUGAGCCAGCCUCAGAGCCCACUUCCCAGCUGGACCCUCAGUCAGGUUCCCAGCCCACCCCCAAGCCAGCCCUUCAGACAGAGCCUCCUACCCAGGAGGACCCCACCACUGAGGUCUUGACUGAGAGUCAAGGAGAAAAGCAGGAGAAUGGGGCAGUGGUUCCCCUGCAGGCUGGUGAUGGGGAAGAGGGCCCAUCCCCCCAACCUCACUCACCACCUUCAACAAAACCCGCCCCAGCCAAUGGGGCUACCCCCCGCAUGCUGCAGCAGCUUGUUGAGGAAGACCGACUAGGAAGGGCUCACAGUGGGCAUCCAGGAUCUCCCCGAGGUAGCCUGAGCCGCCACCCCAGCUCCCAGCUAGCAGGGUCUGGCAUAGAGGGGGGUGAAGGCACCCAGAAACCUCGGGACUACAUCAUCCUCGCCAUCCUGUCCUGCUUCUGCCCCAUGUGGCCUGUCAACAUUGUGGCCUUCGCUUAUGCCAUCAUGUCCAGGAACAGUCUGCAGCAGGGGGAUGUGGAUGGGGCCCAUCGUCUGGGUCGAGUGGCCAAGCUCUUAAGCAUCGUGGCGCUGGUAGGGGGGGUCCUCAUCAUCAUCGCCUCCUGCGUCAUCAACUUAGGCGUGUAUAAGUGAGGGGCUCUGCCCUGCAUUCCAAGACUUUUCUUCCUGUUGGGAGCUGCCUUGGGCCCAUCCUCCCCUGCUCCCCCUGAGGGGAGCCCAAUCGAUGGCCCAGGCCCACACCCAUAGGGACCAAGGGAGCCUGAGCAGCCUUGUUUACAGUUUCUUUCCUGCUCCUGCAUCUUGCCAGGUUCCUCUGCCAACUGUAGGCCUCCCUUCUCCCUGCACUGUUUCCAGUCUCCCUGCACUUCUGCCUGCAGCCAGUCCAGCCUCUUGGUCUCCCUAUUUCUGCACUUCUGAAAACCUCCCUGAACAUCUCCCGAACUCUGCUCUCAGCCCAUCUUCAUCUCUCCCAUCCUUCCUGCACUUCUUCCAACCUCCCAAAUUGCUGGCACCUCAACCCUGACCUCCCCCUCCCCAACUUUCACUGUCUUUGCAUCUUCCACUAUUCCUUUCUUCCUUCUCUCCUUUAUCAUUUCUC
This is a messenger RNA of Phyllostomus hastatus (greater spear-nosed bat), 1698 nucleotides long. RefSeq names its product proline rich transmembrane protein 2 (gene PRRT2). Lineage: Eukaryota; Metazoa; Chordata; Mammalia; Chiroptera; Phyllostomidae. The transcript has 4 exons. The record is from RefSeq and is a predicted model, not a curated record. Gene Ontology annotation, cellular component: membrane. Bases 210 to 1232 code for a protein of 340 amino acids.